UAUUUUAUUUGUGACAUUCAGAUAUGGCGUUAACAUAAAUGAUUGGUUAAAGUCUUCGUGAGCGAGAUAGGCUGUCAUUUCUCUUUAUUAGCUGACCGUAGUGAAAGUGAUGGGGGAAAUUCCCCAGUUUGUUCAUAUAAGAUUCCAGGGCAUGGUCGUGCCAUCCCGCAUCCGUGUUGACGUGUUGACAGAUUUUGACACCUUUCCGCAAAAGCAAAAUAAACUCUAAUUUUAGAAUUUAGAAAUUAAAUCGCGGUUUUUGAAUUGGGAUUAAGUAAUCCAAUUAUUACAAUAAUUAAUUAUUGAUAUAUUCGAUAGUAUUAAUUCGAUAACUAUUCCUGUAUUACGUGGUUUAACCCAUAGAUGUUGACGUUGUUAUUUUUUUCGCAUUUAAAUAAAAGUAAAAAUUUAAAAAUAAGAUGACAUCAAAUGACGAUAUUCUUUGGAAGGAAUCUUUUUUUGAAAAAAAUUUUAGUGUGGAUAAUAGUCUUUCAACGUUCACUCAAAAGUAUGAUUUAGAUACGCUUAGAAGUCAUUUGAAAAGUUAUGGCACAGAACUGCAGCAACGGAUGAGUGAGAUUUUAAAGGAUGAAACAGAAGCAAUAGUCAAUUUAGCAGAAUAUCUAACUAAUCUAAAUGUGAAGAUUGAACAUCUAUCUCUCCCUUUUUUUCAACUUCGGGAAGAAAUCAUGGCCUUAAAUCAACUAAUAAGUAAUGCAGAAAUGAGUUAUGGAAUGCUUCUAAAUAAUAUUAAGGACAAUAACACCAGUAAAAAUAAUUUAAAUUUGAAACUUGGAGUCAUUUCUUGUUCUGUCUAUAUAGACAAACUCUUAAAAAAUUUUUCAGAGUCAUUAGACUUAAUUAUUUUAGAAAGAAUAGUGGGAAAAUAUGCAUUGCAAAAGAGUUAUGUGGAUGAAUUAGAAAUAGUGACCACAGAUAUGCAGGAUAUAAUGGUAACUGUGGAAGAUCAACUAGUAAAAGUUAUUAACAAUAAGUUUCUUCAAGCUAUUGAAGCAGAUGACUCUGAGAUUGUUACUAGAUGUUUAAGAAUGUAUGACAGCUUAAAAAAACAUAACGAUGCAGAAGAUAUAUACAGGAGGACAGUAGUGAGGCCUUACUUACAAAGACUAUUUAGUGAUAAUAGCGUAGAAAAAUCAAACCAAAGUGUAGAUAAAAUUUAUAAAAAUGCCCUGGAUUUUAUAGAUACAAAUAUGAAAGUACUCACCACUGUAGUUGAAACUAAUGCCGACUUAAAUGCAUUUAACUUUAUCUAUAAUAGCUUUUGGAAAGAAUUUGAUAAACAGUCCCGUGAAGGUUUACCACACAUUACUGCUCCUGGUAAUCCAGAGCAAUUUCAAAAACGGUAUAAAAGUACAUAUGAAGUUCUUUUGAUAAUUUCAAAAAAGUGUAAGAAUGAAGAUUUGAUAACCCAAGAUGAAUCUUUCACAGAGCAUCUGAAACGAUUUAAUUUACCAGUGUACCUUGAAAUUAGGUACCAGAAAAUAGCUAGUGAUUUUGAAUCUGCCCUUGAUGUGGAAGUAAACGAGUUUUACGCUGCCAAAAAUGAAAUUUCUUGCAAGUUAAAACCUACUUUAGCCUUGUGGAUAGCUGUUUCUCAGUGCUUUGACAAAGAUAUUUAUCUAGACCAACUUGCUGAUCAGUUUAUAAGAUUAUCAAUGUUGCUCUUGUCCCGAUAUUUGAAGUGGUCUGAGACAACUUUGAAGGUAAAGUUUUCUACAUCUGAAGAAACAGAAAAAUUCAUCAUGAGUUCGUUAAUUGAUUUCACAUUUGUUGAAAACUUACUUUGCCCAUCUUUAGAUAAUCCUUCAAAUGUUAGUACAACCAUAUAUGGAAUAAUUAGUUGGGUGUAUGUUAUCCCAAAUAUAAUCAAGGCCAACCGGAAAACCAUAAUUCGUCUUCAAAAUAUUUUGAAAAGUAACUUAAUAAAAAUGAAAGUAGAUGAGAUAUGCAACCAACUUCAACAUGUGGGAUCAAUACCAAGAUUAUACAGAAGAACCAACAGAAGUUCACCAAAAGAACCUAGCUCUUACAUGGUAGAUGCUGUGAAACCAAUUACUACAUUCCAUAAUGAAUUUACAGUUGUCGUAAAAAACAGAACAACUGAAAUUUUAAAUGAUAUAAUCCUGCAAGUUACUAACCAUUAUUUGAAUUUGGUCCAGAGCGUGUUAAGGUCAGUUUGCAAAACCGAAGAAUCAUUAAGAAGAUUGAAAAGUAGAAAUGUAAAUAUAUCUGAGGAAAUUUCCCCACAAUCUGACUCAGGAUCAGAUGAAAUCAAGAUUAGGGAGCAAAUCAAACUUGAUGUAGCUUAUUUUCUUGAAAAGCUGCAUCCACUGGGUUCUGAAGAUUCUAGACAGACAAUGGACUUACUAAAGGAUGAAAUUAACUAAAUGAAUAACCUUAAGGAAAAAAUAAAACUGUGGUUAUGUUUAUAAUUUCGAAUAAUUUAUUCCAACCGUAUGUAUAAAUUUUUGUUAAAUAAAAAUAUUAUAAUUUAUAAAUAAA
Messenger RNA from Diabrotica virgifera virgifera (western corn rootworm), 2523 nucleotides. It is a transcript of the gene Cog2, whose product is annotated as conserved oligomeric Golgi complex subunit 2. Gene Ontology annotation, biological process: protein transport; Golgi organization; intra-Golgi vesicle-mediated transport. Bases 420 to 2408 code for a protein of 662 amino acids. Gene Ontology annotation, cellular component: membrane; COG complex. The record is from RefSeq and is a predicted model, not a curated record. The transcript is spliced from 6 exons. NCBI's taxonomy places the organism in Eukaryota, Metazoa, Arthropoda, Insecta, Coleoptera, Chrysomelidae.